Messenger RNA from Mercenaria mercenaria, 969 nucleotides. RefSeq lists its product as uncharacterized. The transcript is spliced from 5 exons. The annotation marks the transcript as partial. Lineage: Eukaryota; Metazoa; Mollusca; Bivalvia; Venerida; Veneridae. Gene Ontology annotation, molecular function: protein binding. The record is from RefSeq and is a predicted model, not a curated record.
CUCGUAAACACAGACCUAUGCUGUGAAUACAAGGGGACUGAAUAUAUGCAUUUGGUAAAAAUGACCUUAGAAAUGAAGGUAACCGCACUUUCCUUUGACAUAUCCAUUGGUAAAAUUGCCGACGCAGAGAAUGUCUGUUUAGAUACAUUGAUGAAGGACACAAAGAAUCUGCUAGAGCUUGUUGAGGAACUGAUAUCAGAAGAAGAGUCAGAUGAAGUGACCACAUUAAAGUCUGAAAAUGAAAGUCUCAAAAGCGAAGUGAUGCGUCUUCAGAGAGAAACUGAACUGCUGAAGAAACAGGGUUGUUCAAGUAAACCUGUGGCAACAGAAGUGGAGAUGGAAUCCGUAACUUUGUCAUGGGACCAAUCGUCUGAUUUAAGGGACACUGACUACUACCAAGUACACUACAAAGAAGAGACCGAUUGCGAAUGGAGUAUACAUCCAGAAAAGUAUAGAAGUACAACAGCUGUUUUGGCAAACUUGAAGCCUGGUGCAACAUAUAUAUUCCGCAUCAAAACAGUUAGUGAAACAGAAAAUGUAUACAGUUUCGAAAGUGAUGCCAUUGUCACGCUGCAUUCGCAAGCUGCUCUUCUUUUGGAAGAAGCCGAAAAACUAGAAGACUUUUCUUUUGCUAUUUAUUUACUUCCGGUGACUGAAGUUACCAAAAACGACAAGACAAAGAUAAUGAAAUAUCUUGUUGAUGCUGGAAACAAACAAGAACAGAAGUGUAGAAUCGAUUGCGAAUGGCCGUUCGAAUUUGGAGAAGAUGAUCGAGAUGAACUGGAUAUUGCACUUGAAUCUAUGUUGUCAGGAAUGGAUGAGAGGCAACUGAGCCCGUUUGACAAAGUAAUAUAUUCCAGAGGAAACACAGAAGAACGGAAAUAUAGAAACAUUUAUGAGCUUCCAUUACAUUUUAGAGCAGAUGAUCAAGAUCAACAAGACAGUGAACUGGAAACUGCUUUUCAUCAG